Messenger RNA from Glycine soja, 1061 nucleotides. RefSeq names its product bifunctional bis(5'-adenosyl)-triphosphatase/adenylylsulfatase FHIT-like. The transcript is spliced from 5 exons. The coding region runs from base 41 to 622 and encodes 193 amino acids. Gene Ontology annotation, molecular function: catalytic activity. The record is from RefSeq and is a predicted model, not a curated record. NCBI's taxonomy places the organism in Eukaryota, Viridiplantae, Streptophyta, Magnoliopsida, Fabales, Fabaceae.
AUAUACAUACACGUUAAAUAUACGUCGAAGUAGUUUGAAGAUGCAAACAGUGUUGCUUCCCUGCAUUGCCAAGAAGAUUCCACAUUGGUUUCUGCCACAUUCUUCAACACAGCUACGAAUCCGACCAAUCUGGUCAUCCUCCAUUAAGAUGGCUGCAGAAGACUACACUUUUGGGCCUUACAAGAUACACCACACUGAAGUGUUCUACUCCACCAAUCUCUCUUACGCCAUGGUUAACCUGCGUCCUCUUCUUCCUGGUCAUGUGCUCAUCUGUCCAAAGCGUGAAGUUAAGCGUUUCGGUGAUCUCACUGCUGAUGAGACUUCUGAUUUAUGGCUCACUGCACAAAAAGUUGGUAGGCAGCUUGAGACCUACCAUAAGGCUUCAUCACUUACUCUUGCUAUCCAAGAUGGGCCACAAGCAGGACAGACAGUACCCCAUGUUCACAUUCAUCUUAUCCCUCGGAAAAGUGGUGAUUUUGAGAAGAAUGACGAGAUAUAUGAUGCAAUGGAUGAGAAGGAGAAGGAAUUGAAACAAAAGCUUGACUUGGACAAGGAGAGGAAAGACAGAAGCCUUGAAGAGAUGAGUCAAGAGGCAGAUGAAUACAGAAAACUUUUCUUAUAGCAUGUUUGCUAACAGUAGAAAGUGAAUUCUGUGUGCAUUGUGCGACCAGAUUUUCUCAGUGUAGACAAUCUUAAUGCUUUAGACUUUAUAACUUUUAAGUUGCACUGGAUCAUACAAGUCACACAAAUUAUAGUCUUCUGGGGAACUUUUUAUUAUUUAUGGUUACAUGUAGCAUUGUACUAAAGUUUCAAGGAACAAUGACAAUUUGGUUGAACUAACAUCACUUGGGUGUCUCUGAUUAUUUUAGCCUCAGCUUUGCUUGGUAGUGUUGGCUAAGUAUAAAUUUUCAACUCAAGUUAUGCUUGUUUCCAUUCAGAGAGCAAGCAAUCUUCUCCUUUUUCCUAAAAUUUUAGUACCGAAAGGAGAGAGAUGUAAUGAAGCAGGUGUACAGUCUUGGCUAGCUUGAUAGUGAUGUAAUGAAGUUUUUUCUUUUUGGACU